AUGAAGAACGUAGUAGUGUUAUUGUUUUCUUGCAUGCUUGUUUUUGGGGUUGGUGUGUGCAGUGGAGGGAGUUUGAGGAAGAAUUUCUAUAAGAAAACUUGUCCAAAGGCAGAGGAGACGGUGAGAAAUUUCAUAUGGGGGCAGCUCUCUAAUGGCAACAACUCUGCAUUGCCUGCAAAGCUGCUCAGGCUGCAUUUUCACGAUUGCUUUGUGAGGGGUUGCGAUGCCUCUAUAUUGUUGAACUCGACGAGCAACAGCACUGCCGAGAAGGACGCGGUCCCUAACCUAACCCUAGCUGGAUUCGACAUCUUGGACCGACUUAAGGCCCUCCUCGAGUCAAAAUGCCAGGGUCAAGUCUCUUGUGCUGAUAUUCUGGCUUUGGCAGCACGGGAUGCCGUCUCCUUCCAGUAUAAGAGGCCAUUGUGGGAAGUGCUAACGGGGAGGAGAGAUGGGAAUGUGUCCUUGGCUUCAGAGGUGGGACCAAACUUACCAUCCCCUUCCUCAAAUGUGACCCUUCUUCGCCAAAACUUUGCCAACAAAGGACUCGCACUCAAGGACCUGGUUGUUUUGUCAGGGGCUCAUACCAUAGGAGUGGGACAUUGUGGCAUCAUAACCAACAGGCUCUACAACUUCACAGGCAAGGGAGAUUCCGACCCUUCUCUAAACUCAACCUAUGUUGCGUUCCUCAAAACCAAGUGCCCUAAUCCACCAAACUUCACCAUCACCGUCGGAAUGGACCCCAACAGCUCCCUGUCCUUCGAUAACCAUUACUUCGAAAUCCUCAAGGAACACAAAGGCUUCUUCAUAUCUGAUGCCACGCUCUUGACCAACGCAAACUCGCGAUUUUUUGUCGAUCAAAUGCAGAAUUCUCGGAACUUUUUCACAGAGUUCGCAGCUUCAAUGAAGAGGAUGGGGGACAUUGGUGUGCUAGCAGGAAAGGCAGGAGAGAUCAGGAAGAUAUGCAGGGAGAGGCAAUUGCACCAAAGAGGAAGCAAGAUGAGGAACGUAGUAGUGUUAUUGUUUUCUUGCCUGAUUGUUUUUGAGGUUGCUGUGUGCAGUGGAGGGAGUUUGAGGAAGAAUUUCUAUAAGAAAACUUGUCCAAAGGCAGAGGAGACGGUGAGAAAUUUCAUAUGGGAGCAGCUCUCUAAUGGCAAUAACUCUGCAUUGCCUGCAAAGUUGCUCAGGAUGCAUUUUCACGAUUGCUUUGUGAGGGGAUGCGAUGCCUCCAUCUUGUUGAACUCGACGAGCAAUAGCACAGCAGAGAAGGACGCGGUUCCCAACCAAAGCCUGACCGGGUUUGACAUCUUGGACCGACUCAAGGCCCUCAUCGAGUCCCAAUGCUUGAAUACAGUCUCAUGCGCCGACAUUCUCGCUCUGGCCGCCCGUGAUGCAGUCUCCUUCCAGUAUAAGCAGUCACUGUGGGAAGUUUUGACGGGAAGGAGGGAUGGGAAUGUAUCCCUAGCAUCUGAAGUGGGUCCAAAUAUACCUUCACCAGCCUCAAACUUAACUGUUCUUCGCCAAAACUUUGCAAACAAAAAACUCACAGAAAAGGACCUCGUUGUCUUAUCAGAUAGAGAAAAUAUCUAUGUUACUCUCGAUGUUAUCUUUUCGAUAGCGGUAUUACGGUGGGAAAGAGGAUAUUGA
This is a messenger RNA of Amborella trichopoda, 1644 nucleotides long. The record is from RefSeq and is a predicted model, not a curated record. NCBI's taxonomy places the organism in Eukaryota, Viridiplantae, Streptophyta, Magnoliopsida, Amborellales, Amborellaceae.